Miniopterus natalensis is the source of this 3558-nucleotide messenger RNA. The record is from RefSeq and is a predicted model, not a curated record. NCBI's taxonomy places the organism in Eukaryota, Metazoa, Chordata, Mammalia, Chiroptera, Miniopteridae.
AUGUCGCUCACGCGCCUCACGCCUGGGGUGGCCGAGCUCGGGGAGCCGGCCGCCCCCCCUCCGCCUCCUGAAGAACCCGGUCCCCGUCCCCCCAGUAGUAAGCGGCUUCGUGCUGAGGAGCCUGGCGGUGUCUCCGCGGCGGCGUGGAGGCUGCCUGUGGUGCCUCGCGUGUCCGAGCUGGAGAAAGAGUGGGCGCUGCCCCCCCGGCCCUUCCAGGCGCUGCUGGUUUCAGCUGAUGCGCUUUUCCGUAGCCCCGCAGACCUGCGUGUGGAGGAGGCGGCCGGCGGGAAGCACGUGGGAAACCUGCGGCGCCAAAAUAGCUUCGAGACGGAGGGCGGUUCGCAGCCGCCCCCCUCAGGAAGCUUUGAUUCCGGCUUGAGGGCUCCCAGAAGGUCCCCUGAGGCAGGGCCCUGGGGCGAGGUUUCCAGGGCGCCCCGCAGGGGCGGGCCCCAAGCCGAGGCCGCCCAGCUGCGGCCCGGCGUCUCUGCGUGCGGCGCACGGGGACUUAGAGACGAGGGUGGAAAACAGUAUCCAGUCCAAGGGAGAGACAGUGGCCAGAGAGGCAACAGUUACAGAGAACGGGCAGAAAGCCCGUGGCUGGACAUUCCCUUUUCCAGGGAGACGAAACCGGCAUGGCACGAAAUCAAGACCAGAUGUAAAGCUGACAGUGUCACGCCGCCAAGCGAAAAAGAAAGUAACAUUUCAGCAUCUAAAAUGUUAAAAAUGUCAAAAUCUCAAAACCGGCCCGGCCUGACAAUUGCCGACGCCAGCUUUCUUAGAGCUGGCAGCACGGGGGGUGUCCCCGGGCUCCCCACGGAGUUAAAGAGCGAACGGCCCCCCGUCUGUUCAAAGGGAAGGGCCAAGAAAAAGAACGACGAAAAUGAGACACCUGUUGAGAAUUUCACAAACAUUCACUGGCCCCCACAUAGACCGAAUGUUAAAAAGCGUAAGUUACCCGACGACGAAAAAAUCGUGGACGCAGAAAAUACCGUUCGCGCCAGGAAAGCGGACGCGGCCGGUUCCCGCCGCUCCGACCGCGGCGCCGCGUCCGGCCUCAGAGGCCCUGAGGAGAGUUUUCCUGUAAAACUACAAACUGCAGGUUGGAAAGAGGCGGAAACGUGCCUGGACGUUUACCGAUCUGCCAGAUCAGAAAAAUGUCAAAGCGAGAACUAUACGAUUAGACGUAUUUUGAGGAAAAGUAGGAAACACAGCUGGGUUACACAUAAUUACAAAACUAAGCGUCAAAACAUGAGAAAAACUGGAGAAAAAUUGAAUUUGCUACAAUUCUCAGAAAUAGCUCUUUUAAGCGAAGAUUAUUAUCAUACAAAAGCCAUGAACACACGUGAAGAACAACCACAGCUCCUCACGACGGGAGCCUUGGGCAGCCAAAGGGCUUUACUAAGGUUUUUUUGGGUAAGCGGUAAAGGAGAAAACAGUGCUGUGCUACAGUUGCGAUAUUAUACUUCACAGAAGGGCUUUCACUUAGGCAAUGUGUUUGAGAAUUUCAUUACGGAAAGGUUUUAUUUCCACAAAAGCGUUUCCGCAAGUGAAGAAGGUAAUAAUAGCAUUUCAGCCUGGCAUGGAAUUUUGAAACGUCUAAAGCAAACUGAUGUUCAGAAUCUAGUAAUUAGGAAUAUAAAUGUCAACAGAAGGAUUAACGUUUUAAGCAUAUACUUACAAACCAGCGUUUCAAAACCUCUGAAUAUCAUAUUGAAAACCAACAUAGCUUCUUUGCUCAGUAACUUUGACUCUUUAACUGGAACUGGAAAUGAUUCCAAAUUAGAGGGAUGCAUUUUCAAAUGGGUAAUGCCUUUGAAUUAUCUAGAAAAUAUUACAGUGGAAAAUCAUCUUGUAGAUCUAGGAAGGACUUUAACUUUCUCAAUACCGUCAGGAGAUAGUAUGAAACCCAUGUUAGAGGGGAAAAACCUGUUUAAAAUGGAGCAAGUUUUCGAAGAGUUUGAGGAAAGACCCAUCAAUUCCUUUAGUGUGACAACUAAAAAUAUAGUUUUAAUGGACUUUGAUGACAUGGAUGAAAUUUCUUUGACAAAAGAAAUUAGUUACAAGGGUAAGACUUGUCCUGAACAAGUCACGAAUGUGAAAAACUGGGCUCCCUGCAGUACAAAUGCUGUGAAAAUACAUGUUAAUUCUCUCCCUCAAUUCAUACAGAACACCCAUGAAUACAUUAAUGCAGACUUUUAUGAAAUAAAUAUGCACAACAAAAAAUCGGACGCCGAACGGAAACUGGAGUGCGAUAAGAUGAGUAGCUUUAAUUUUAAGUGCAUUUUUGAAGAUGUCUUCCAUGUCAGGCAACAAGCCAAACCGACAAGCCGCUGCACAAAACAUACGGAGCAAACCGAUGCCAUGAUUUUAACACAGGCGCGAGACUUUGGGAGCUUGCUAAGAAGUGCAAUCGAAGCAAAAAACCGUGACUUAAUUUUGAAGAAGGAAGGAAAAGUCACGGCACAAAGUUUAACACGCCAUCGCCAAGUUCAUAAAGACACUGAGAUCGGCAAGGGAGAGGAAAAUAGUUUUGAUUCAAUGGGUGGCAUGCUUUCUAAGAAACCCGUUUCCUUAAUGAGUAAGAAAGGAAAUGUGGAAGAAACUAAAUAUGUUAAUCAAAAUAACCUCACUGGCACAAAUGAGUAUGAGAGCAUUUUGCGAGAAAGUGAGUUAGCUAAUUCACAGCAUUUUUAUCCACAGAACGACUCUACAGAAUGUGUUAAACAUCAGUUUGGAGCUGAUCUGAGUGAAGGGGACGGUGGUUUUCAGGGCUUAACUGCUGAGCGUUUAUCAGAAGCUAUGACAAUAGCCAACGAUUUUGAGAUGAAGAGUAAAUUUGAUUUAGUGCUUAAAGAACUUCACAUGUUCCAUGAAAUCAGUAAGGAAAAUGAGAUUCUGAGCUCUGUGAAAACAAACAAUGGGCACGAAAAUUACUUUAGAGAAAAUAAUGAUGUGGAGGAGACGAAAACAAAGAUAAAAAAAGAUUUGAAAAUGGGUACAGUCAACAAAAUAUGUGCAUCUUCUUUGCUCUGUGAUGCUGCAGCAGGUCCCAAUAGGCAUAAAAGACACCAGCGUUUAUUUAAGUGGGAAGCUGUACCCAGAAACAGAGAGCAGGAAGUUCCUAAUGAGUAUCCCUGUUUAGGGCCAUUGAAGGAAGAGUUUCUCUAUUCUACUUCUGAGGAAGAUGGUGAGACACCUUCACCCAAAAGACCUGCUUUAUUCUCUGAUGAGUUUAAGGAAGAAAACGUUAAUUAUUUACUGAAGGGAGGUAGUAAUUUUUCACAUGGAAUUUCAAGAGUACUACCUCUUAAGACAUGCAGUCGGCCAAUCAGAGUUGGUUUGUCCAGGAGAGCUAAGCUUAAACAACUUCAUCCCUAUCUAAAGUAAAUAUGUUAUGAGGACUUAAAAGAAGAUAUUGAAAUUUAAUAUUUCAAAAAAUUUCAUGACAGCUAUUAAUCUUUUCUUUCUUUGGAUAAGUGCUUUAAUUUCACCUUGGGGGCUUGGAGCUUUCUUUAUUAUGAAGUACGGAGAGGGUUGUGUGUGUGUAUUACCUAGUCA